This is a messenger RNA of Adineta steineri, 600 nucleotides long. NCBI's taxonomy places the organism in Eukaryota, Metazoa, Rotifera, Eurotatoria, Adinetida, Adinetidae. The record is from the annotation of a GenBank genome assembly.
AUGAUGUCAAUUCGUGUCUUCUCUUGUGUUCUAUUAUUAGUGACUGUUAUAUUCGCUCCUGUCAAUCCUCUACCUACAGUUCGAUCUUAUCUUAUCAAAGGACGUUUCCAAUUGAUGAGAUCUCUCGAAUUUGCAAUUUUUGAUGCGGCGGGAGUUAAACAGCAAUAUCGCAUCGAAUCUCAAUUUGGUACAAUGGAAAAUCCUAAAGUUGUUGCUUAUCCGUCGAAAGAAAUCGUCGCUACGUUGCAAGAAAAAUUUGUAAAUCUUAUGUACAACGGAAUAAUUUCUAUUCUCGAUCCUACUUCUGAUGAAUGGAUAAGUGGAAAAAUUUAUCACAAAUUCCUUGACGACAUCUUCAUUGAGUGGAAUGGACAUCGUGUGAGGAUAUUACGUAAAAAGGGAGAUGAUCGAAGCUUAUUCUUCCGAGACGAAAUUAAUGGAACCAUUUUAGCUAACUCUGAAAAGAAAUCAAAAUUUAAAUAUUUCUCAAUUAAAUAUGACGUGAAAGUAUUCUCGGAUGAGUUACCAGAUGCAAUUUAUUUUCUGGGAAUUGCCGUCGCGAAUGAAAUAGCAAAACGACAAUCCAGCCGUGGAAAAUGA